AUGCAAACUAUAAAUACCUUUUCUUGGAUAAAAGAACAGAUUACUCGAUCCAUUUCCAUCUCGCUCGUGAUAUAUAUAAUAACUCGGUCAUCCAUUUCGAAUGCAUAUCCCAUUUUCGCACAGCAAGGUUAUGAAAAUCCACGAGAAGCGACUGGACGUAUUGUAUGUGCUAAUUGCCAUUUAGCCAAUAAGCCCGUGGAUAUUGAGGUUCCACAAGCGGUCCUUCCGGAUACUGUAUUUGAAGCAGUUGUUCGAAUUCCUUAUGAUAUGCAAUUAAAACAAGUUCUUGCUAAUGGCAAAAAGGGGGGUUUGAAUGUGGGGGCUGUUCUUAUUUUACCUGAAGGGUUUGAAUUAGCCCCCCCCGACCGUAUUUCUCCAGAGAUGAAAGAAAAGAUAGGGAAUCUUUCUUUUCAGAGCUAUCGCCCCAAUAAAAAAAAUAUUCUUGUGAUAGGUCCUGUUCCUGGGCAAAAAUAUAGUGAAAUUACCUUUCCUAUUCUUUCUCCAGACCCUGCUACUAAGAAAGACGUUUACUUCUUAAAAUAUCCGAUAUAUGUAGGUGGUAACAGGGGAAGGGGUCAGAUUUAUCCUGACGGAAGCAAGAGUAAUAAUACAGUUUAUAAUGCCACAACAGCAGGUAUAGUAAAGAAAAUUGUACGAAAAGAAAAGGGCGGAUACGAAAUAAACAUAGCGGAUGCCUCGGACGGACGUGAAGUGGUUGAUAUUAUCCCGCCAGGACCGGAGCUUCUUGUUUCAGAGGGUGAAUCUAUCAAACUUGAUCAACCAUUAACGAGUAAUCCUAAUGUGGGUGGAUUUGGUCAAGGAGAUGCAGAAAUAGUCCUUCAAGAUUCACUGCGCGUACAAGGGCUUUUGUUCUUCUUUGCAUCCGUUAUUCUAGCACAAAUCUUUUUGGUUCUUAAAAAGAAACAGUUCGAGAAGGUUCAAUUGUCCGAAAUGAAUUUCUAG
Molecule: messenger RNA, 963 nt
Organism: Chenopodium quinoa (quinoa)
Lineage: Eukaryota; Viridiplantae; Streptophyta; Magnoliopsida; Caryophyllales; Amaranthaceae
Source: the annotation of a RefSeq genome assembly